AUGUCAGGUAAGAAAAGUGAGGCGCAGUCCAACACGGAUAAGAUCAAUGCGGCUUUGAGAAUCAUCGAUAGCAAGCCUUCUAGAGCGAGGCAUGAGGCGGAGGCUCCAGCGGUGGAUUUGAACACGUAUAGCCUCGAGGACGGACGAAGAGUCUCUACUAAAGAAAGGGUUAUCAAGGAUGUUCCCCCUAUUACGGGGAGAUUACCGGCGGAUGAGGAAGUAUUUGCUCGCGACACUGGAUUGCCCAACCAUGAGUUCCUCAGGGAGCAUUUCAAGCGGGAAGGAAGACUUCGUGAGUCGCAGGCGUUGAGGAUUUUAGCGAUGGCUACGAGCUGUCUGUCGAAGGAGCCGAAUUUGCUGCAUGUUCCGGCGCCAGUCACGGUGUGCGGCGACAUACACGGCCAAUACUUCGAUCUCUUGAAGCUUUUCGAAGUUGGUGGUAACCCAGAGACCACGCCCUACCUGUUCCUAGGUGACUACGUUGAUAGGGGCUCCUUUUCGUUCGAGUGUCUGAUAUAUCUGUAUGCUUUGAAGCUGAAUUUCAGCUCGCAUUUCUGGCUUUUGCGGGGCAACCACGAAUGCAAGCAUCUGACCUCCUAUUUCACAUUCAAGAACGAAUGCUUGCACAAGUAUAGUCUGAAAGUGUACGAGGCCUGCUGCCAGUCUUUCAACACGCUGCCGCUGGCGGCGUUGAUGAACGGCCAGUAUUUCUGCGUUCAUGGGGGCAUCUCGCCCGAGCUGAAUACUGCACAGGAUGUUAACCGAAUAAACAGAUUCAGAGAGAUACCUUCGAGGGGCCUGAUGUGUGAUCUGGUUUGGGCCGAUCCAAUCGAAACGUACGACGAGGAUGCUGACCACCCAUCAGCAGAGAACUUUACCCCCAAUUCUGUGAGAGGCUGCUCUUUUGCGUUCAACUACGAGGCGGCUUGCGCUUUUCUGCAAAGAACAGGUCUGUUAUCCAUCAUCAGAGCACAUGAAGCGCAAGACGCCGGUUACAGAAUGUACAAAAAUACUAAGACGCUUGGUUUUCCUAGUCUGCUGACGCUUUUUAGUGCGCCUAACUACUUGGACACCUAUAAGAAUAAAGCGGCUGUUCUGAAGUACGAAGCCAAUGUGAUGAACAUCCGGCAGUUCAACAUGUCGCCUCACCCCUACUGGCUCCCGGAUUUUAUGGACGUUUUUACUUGGUCGCUGCCAUUUGUAGGUGAGAAAGUGACGGAGAUGCUCGUUUCAAUAUUGAAUAUAUGUACGGAGGAUGAGUUGGGUGAAGAAACACCGGUUAUUUCAGACCGUAUAGGUAGCACAGAGCCAUCACAACAGGUGGUUCCGCGAGCUGAAGGAGAAAUCAAGCUUACCAAAUCGAUCCUUGAUGAUGAGGCUAGGAGGAAAGCUUUGAGAAAUAAGAUUUUAGCAAUCGCUAAAGUGUCGCGGAUGUACUCUGUUCUUAGAGAGGAGAGUGAUAAAGUUAAGUACCUGAAAGAUAUCAAUUCUGGGGUGCUACCUCGUGGAGCUCUAGCACACGGAGCUGAUGGCCUGAAUGAAACACUAUCGACAUUUGAAAAAGCUCGUAAGCAGGAUUUAAUCAAUGAAAGGAUGCCACCUUCGCUGGAUAAAGCGAGAGAUGGACAUAAUAUUUAUGAUGAACUUUCAAAGAGGGCAGAAAGAAAGAAGUGA
Molecule: messenger RNA, 1674 nt
Organism: Torulaspora globosa
Lineage: Eukaryota; Fungi; Ascomycota; Saccharomycetes; Saccharomycetales; Saccharomycetaceae
Gene: CNA1
Product: calcineurin catalytic subunit A
Exons: 1
Coding region: 1-1674 (557 amino acids)
Biological process (GO): calcineurin-mediated signaling; fungal-type cell wall organization
Cellular component (GO): calcineurin complex; cytoplasm
Molecular function (GO): calmodulin-dependent protein phosphatase activity; calmodulin binding
Source: RefSeq, a predicted model, not a curated record